CCAAAUAUCAUGGAGCCUAUAUAUCCUCUUCCAAGGCCCCAGAUGAAUACCAGGUUUCCUUCAAGCAGGAUGGUACCUUUCCACUUUCCUCCAUCAAAAUGUGCACUUUGGAACCCAAUGCCAAUUGGAGAUUUCAUCUACUUACAUCUCAAUUACUACAGAAAUCCAAAGCUUGUGGUGACUGAAAAGACCAUUCGACUUGCUUAUCGUCAUGCUAAACAGAAUAGAAAAAAUUUGCCAUGCUUUUUACUUGGUUCUUUCACAGUGGACGAAGAUGAAGAAGGUGUGACACUGACAGUAGAUCGCUUUGAUCCUGGUCGAGAAGUACCCGAAUGCUUAGAAUUAACCCCUACUGCUUUUCUUCCUGGGGACUUUUUGAUUCCAUGCAAAGUUCAAACUGAGGGACUUUGUUCAAGAGAAGUGAUAGUUUACAAUGCAGAUGACUUCAGUUCAACUUUUAAGGCUCUACAGCACCAUGUAUGUAGCAAAGAUACCUUGGACUGUGCUCUUGCAAGAAACUUGAGCAGUAAUCUGAGUAUUUCUCAAGUUCAAGGGACUUAUAAAUAUGGGUAUCUCACCAUGGAUGAAACACGCAAAUUGUUACUUUUGCUGGAAUCUGAUCCCAAGGUUUAUUCUCUACCAUUAGUGGGAAUUUGGCUAUCUGGAAUUAUACAUAUCUAUAGUCCUCAGGUAUGGGCUUGCUGCUUGCGAUACAUGUUCAGUUCUUCCAUUCAAGAAAGGUCUUCCCAAAAGUUAUCUCCUGGGAAAAUGCCAAUAAAUGAUCACGAUUCUGGCGUUGAAGAUGAAGAUUUUUCCCCAAGACCAAUUCCUAGUCCUCAUCCAGUGAGUCAAAAGAUUUCUAAGAUUCAACCUUCAGUUCCUGAACUUUCGCUUGUAUUGGAUGGCAAUUUUAUAGACUCAAACCCUCCACCUAAUCCACUGGAAGUAGUGAAUAAUGAAAAUUCUCCUUUGUUGAUUAACCACUCUGACCACUUGAAGCCAUUGCAACCCCAGCUUUAUGAUGAGGAACACAGCCAAGAAACUGAAGCUGAAGAGCCUUCCUUGAGAGCGAUACCAAGUCAGUUAAACCAGGGCACUGCCCUUUUGAGACACUGCAAAGUAAGACAGCCAUCUACAUGUAAGAAAGGGAACCCCCAUAUCAAGAACAGUGUUAAACCAUCUUCUCAUAAUGAGCCGUCUCAUGGUAUGUUUGAAAAGCUUCAAGCAGUUUCUGCUGGAAAUGUACAGAAAGAAGAGUAUCCUAUAAGACCUUCCACGUUUAAUUGUAGGCAGUCUUCUCUUGCCCCACAGUCUCACUCACAAAAUUUUGUUUUUUCACCCCAUGAUUCAAGAAGACCAAUGGAACUUCAGAUAUCUACUCCCCCACCACCACCUUACUAUUCCACAAACGUGUGCAGUUGUUGUCAGCAUCAUAGCCAUAUUCAGUAUAGUCCAAUAAAUUCUUGGCAAGGAAUAAAUACAGUUGGAUCUCUUCAAGACCGUCAGUCUGAAACCCUUCAAAAGCAUUCAUUAUUUCAUCCAAGUGGAUGUCCAGCUCUAUACCAUAAUGCAUUCUAUUCUUCAAGUAGUCCUAUAGCCUUGAGACCUCAGGGAGGCAUGGACAGUUGUUCUCCCCACAGCAAUGUAGAGCCAUCACCGGUGGCAAGACUGCCUUCACAUAUGGACUCAUGCAACCCACAGCCUUGCACAGUGUGCGUGCACAUGCCCAAGACUGAGUCAGAUAAUGGAAUGAUGGGACUGUCUCCAGAUGCGUAUCGGUUCCUCACAGAACAAGACAGACAGCUGAGACUACUUCAGGCACAGAUUCAGCGUUUAUUAGAAGCACAAUCUCUGAAUCCCUGUUCCCGUAAGACAACCGCUGUUGAAGACACAGUGCAAGCUGCAAAACAAAUGGAGUUAGUUUCCGUGGAAGCACAGUCUUCCCCUGGAUUGCACAUGAAAAAAAGUGUAAGCAUUGCUGUGAGCACAGGUGCUAGUUUGUUUUGGAAUGCACCAAGUGAUGAUCAAGAGCCUAACUCUCAGCUGAAGCAAGAUGAUACCAAGAUUUCUAGUGAGGACAUGAAUUUUUCUGUUGAUAUUAAUAAUGAAGUCCCAAGUCCUCCAGAUAGUGCAUCUUCAUUAAAAGCAGUUGAUAUUCCCAGUUUUGAAGAGAGCAACACUGCUGUGGAAGAAGAAUUUAAUCAACCACUUUCUGUAUCCAACUCUUCUCCAGUUGUGAGAAAAGAAGCUGAUGUACCUGUGUUCUUUCCAAAUGGCCUUCUGGCAGAGAAUGUAAGCAUGUGCUUACAGACAGGACCAACAGAGGGUGCCAGUAACAACUCUGAAACAUCAGGGGAACCAAAAAUUGAGCAAGUAAUGCAACCCUUGCCUCAUCAACCAUCAGAUAACCAGAAAAUUUACCAGGAUUUAUUGGGUCAAGUGAACCACCUAUUAAAUAAUUCCCCCAAAGAAACUGAGCAGCCAUCUACCAAGGCAGUAAUUAUCAGCCGCGAAUGCGCCAGAACCCAAAAUGUUUACAAUACAAAGAAAAAAAAGCGUGAUUCAGGAUUGGUGGACAAAGAUUGUGUUCUUAAUGCAACCCUUAAGCAACUAAGAAGCCUUGGAGUAAAAAUUGAUUCUCCCACUAAAGUGAAAAAAAAUGCACAUAAAGUGGACCAUGCCAGUGUGUUGGCAUGCAUCAGCCCAGAAGCAGUGAUCUCUGGAUUAAACUACAUGUCAUUUGCUAAUGUUGGCGUGAGUGGCUUAAGCCCCAGUGGUGUGGAUUUGAGCAUGGAAGCAAAUGCUAUAGCUCUGAAAUACUUAAAUGAGCAUCAGCUGUCACAGUUAUCUCUCACUCGAUCAAACCAAAACAACUGUGACUCAUCUUUUAGCCUUCUACAUAUUAAUACAGACAGAAGCACAGUGGGGCUUAGUUUAAUAUCACCAAACAACAUGUCAUUUGCAACCAAAAAAUAUAUGAAGAGAUACGGACUCAUACAAAGCAGUGACAAUAGUGAAGAUGAGGAGGAGCCCUCCAACAAUGCAGAUAGCAAGAAUGAACAUUUACUGAGUGGAAACCUUACAUCCACACCUGAACAACUUGGUCGUCAGAAAGAGCUUUCUGGGAAUGCCUAUGAAAUAAUUAAUUGUCAUAACUGUGAAUCCAUGGGUACCCACACAGAUAUGCCAGUAUUGAGAAACAUUACAAAUGAAAUUGUGCAGCCAAAAGCAACACAGCUGUUGAAUGAAAACCCAGCUUUCUUAUUAAAAAACCGUAAACCAAGUCCUGUAGUGAACCUCCGAACUGGGAAAGCAGAGUUUACUCAACACCCUGAGAAGGAAAAUGAAAGGGACAUUCCAAUUUUUCCUGAAAAUUUGCAACCUUCUGAAACUUUAAAGCAAAUGAAUAGCAUGAAUUCAGUAGGCACCUUCUUAGAUAUAAAGCGUCUCAGACAGUUGCCAAAAUUAUUUUAA
Messenger RNA from Propithecus coquereli (Coquerel's sifaka), 3474 nucleotides. RefSeq names its product SCL/TAL1 interrupting locus (gene STIL). The transcript is spliced from 15 exons. Gene Ontology annotation, biological process: mitotic spindle organization; smoothened signaling pathway; protein localization to centrosome. Gene Ontology annotation, cellular component: centrosome; centriole. The record is from RefSeq and is a predicted model, not a curated record. Lineage: Eukaryota; Metazoa; Chordata; Mammalia; Primates; Indriidae. Bases 10 to 3474 code for a protein of 1154 amino acids.